This is a messenger RNA of Perca fluviatilis (European perch), 1289 nucleotides long. Its product is annotated as corneodesmosin-like. The record is from RefSeq and is a predicted model, not a curated record. NCBI's taxonomy places the organism in Eukaryota, Metazoa, Chordata, Actinopteri, Perciformes, Percidae. The transcript has a single exon. The coding region runs from base 1 to 789 and encodes 262 amino acids.
AUGGCUGCGGGCUUAACGCCCACCUGUCUGAUGCCAACCGGCUUCCUGUGCCCCGCCGCUUCACCGAGCUUGCACCGUGGAACGGAACAGAUUCACUCGGUCUGGACCGCGCCGGGCUUCCAACGGCCGCCGCCCGGCUACACCGGCACCACCUGCGAGACGCCGCUGGGCUGGGACGGAGGCGGGGGAAGUCAACUGACCACCAGCGGGAAGAGCCAGAGCAGCAGUGGGAACAGCCAGAGCAGCAGCAGUGGGAACAGCCAGAGCAGCAGCAGCAGCGGGAACAGCCAGAGCAGCAGUGGGAACAGCCAGAGCAGCAGCAGCAGCGGGAACAGCCAGAGCAGCAGUGGGAACAGCCAGAGCAGCAGUGGGAACAGCCAGAGCAGCAGCAGCGGGAACAGCCAGAGCAGCAGUGGGGGGAACAGCAGUGGCGGGAACAGCCAGAGCAGCCGGCCCGGCGACAGGCUGUUGAAGGUGACGGUGAGCGAGCAUGGCGGUGGCGGUGGCGGCCUGUCGCGGCUUCAGCUCACCGUCCUGCUGGUUUUGGCGGGGGUCACGCUGGCCGUUGUGGCGCUGACCGCUGGCCUGGUGCUGCAGCGCCACUGCAGGGACUGUGGCCACGCCCCCUGCUGCUGUGGCCACGCCCCCUGCUGCUGUGGCCACGCCCCCUGCGGCUGGACGCGGACGUCGUCGUCAUCGCGGUGGCAGCGGGGCGAGCCAGAGUGUCAGAUCAGCUUCCUGAACGUGGCAGAACCGGAGAAAAAGAAACUGAACACUGACGUCGUUUAGAACAGGAAGUGGUCUGCUUCUCCCAGAGUGCACCUGGGGCUGAUAUGCAAAUGAGCUGUGACAUCAGGGAACAUUUAUAUUCACGGUCUCACUCCUGUAACUCUGUCAGAAUCACAGUGACGCUGCAGUACAGCGCUGGUCGACCAGACUCCAUCCAGAAAACCAGCGCUUUAAAAGUUGUUUGCGUGUCUCCUUGUAAACACAAAUGACAACGUUUAAUUUCAGACUUUUUACAAAUCGGCAUCAUAGUGUUGUUAUUUCGGUUUACUUUUUAAUCCGUUUAAGAAACUGACCACUGAGGCAGAGACGGUUUAGAGCCGAGUAGUUUCCUGUAUCUACAACUGAGGACACUGAGGCAAAACAAAAGGGAUUUAACUGCUUAAAGGUGCCCUAGCUGCCACAUGUACUUCAUGACUUUGUGGUGAUGUCUGAAGGUCUACCAUGGACUCUGUAACCAUGGUUACCUUGUUUCAAGCCAUUCUAGCGCGGUAUAGAAAGCC